This is a messenger RNA of Parastagonospora nodorum SN15, 2319 nucleotides long. RefSeq lists its product as hypothetical. The transcript is spliced from 5 exons. The record is from RefSeq and is a predicted model, not a curated record. Lineage: Eukaryota; Fungi; Ascomycota; Dothideomycetes; Pleosporales; Phaeosphaeriaceae. Bases 1 to 2319 code for a protein of 772 amino acids.
AUGGGCAUUGGCGAUGCACAGAAUCUGAAGUCAGAGGCAGAGAUCCUCGCAAGACAAUCCCGCCCUCAACGCAGCUCGACAUGGAUUCCGAAGACCCGCGAUUGGCGUUAUGCGACUGGUGUCAUACAGCACGAUGACUUUGAUGAUGCGCCGAAGUCACGAUCAGUAUGGGACACUCUCGACUACGACUACCAGGUAGGCGAAGAGGCUGUCCAUACGACGAAGAGCACGGGGUUGCGAAAUUUGCCAGCCUCACCGAGCAAUGUAGCACCAUACAUCAUAGAUUAUAAACCCAUGACCAUGCCGAAGUCAGGGUGGAUGCAGGUAAAGAGGCUCAAGCGCAGCGACACCCCAGAUGUGGUUAUCGGAGUGGCCAACUACGAGACGAUGGCUCUGAUAGUUCGUCUGCACUUCACGCGCGAGACUCGAGCACAAGUAAAGGCAAUUUUGGAGGGGCUAGACUCCAUCAAGUCUCUUCAUGCUUUCCCACUCUUCAAACGUGCUUGGGUAGAUGAGACGUACGACUUCAAUGCUGCCGCAGUCCGCUCGAAGAUCCGGCCCAUUGAUCGAGCGUACGAUGAGCUUGGUGCCAAUUACCAUUGGUACAAUGACGCUGUGCCGGCUGAUGCUGUCUUCCCACCUGGAGUGCCAAUUUCUGCGAAGGAGAUCAGCGCCUUCUAUCCGCAUCACGUGCGCUGGAAGGGCGUCAUGGUGCGGCUAACGAAAAACGAUUACAGAGGACCUGACAUCAUGGGCAUGCAACGUGACGCAGUGAAGACCUCCCUUCCCGGUUUCAAGACCGCUAGGUACAAGGGCAAGUCCGACUGUAACCUCCGUACCGAUCAACUUGUCCCAGGCCCCUACAUCGAGAGUAUGAGCAAAGGGUACACGCUGCCUUCCUUCGAGGAUCUGGUACGAGGUCUGCGUCGCUUGCCAUCUGGACUCGAUGCUCGUGGCCUGACCACAUGCGUCUCUUGGUACCUCAACAUACGCGACACGUUCACGCCCAAGCUCGAGCUGAACGUACUGCAUACACAAGCGCUCAUCCGUGCUUUGCGCGAGCCACUUAAGCCUUUUGGUCCGCAGAAUUUGGAUCGAAAUGCUUUGGAAGAGUGGCGGAACAGAGGCUCGUUCGAGACAGUGGAGAUCGAGCACAAGAAGCGCCAGCAUCAGCCUGUAGCUGAUGAGACGACACAGGACGGAAGAUCACAACUGCAUCUAAAUCUUGAUCAGGAAGAUGUAUCGAUGAAGGCCACGCUACCACUGCGACAUAUCAUGACGUUCCCUUUCCUUGCGCUGCAUGGCGUCUUUGCUGAGGCACUCAAGCUAGGCAUCAAGAAAGCUGAAGUACACCGAGCUGCAAGGAAGGAAGAAGCGCACGAAAGUGCCCCGAAAAGGUCAGCAAGGACAAAGAGUCAAGAUGUUGAAAUGGCAGACGAGAAGGAACAAAUUGCUUCAGGUCCAGACAAAACGCCUGAGCAGCCCCUACCAGAAGAAAGCAAUGAGCCGCACCGCAUCCCCAAGCGCCCACUCGCCGUCGAGACAAGCGAACUAUCAUCUCACAAGAAGCUCCAUAUUCCUAGUGGUCCUCGCAACCCUACUCCGCCUCUACGCCCGCUUGCACCAGCGCCUCUACCCGAAGGCCGUCACUUGGCUAAUAACAAGCCCAACCCCUACUCCUACUAUGAUUACUUAUGCGCCAGCGCCUCCACCAGGUCGUGGGUUCCGAAGUCGGACCUGGAUGUCUCCGGCCUUGUUGGCAGCACGAGCAUCGCUCACGCCACCACCACCGCCCCCUCCACCUCCGCCUCCGCCGGCGCAGAAUCAAGGAGCUGCGCCCGGAUCGGAAUGACCGGACAGCAUACCCUCUUGAGAAUGGAUAUGGUCAUAGAGACUUAUGGGAGCGGCGACCGGAUCACGAUGGUCGAAAUUUAUAUCGUCCUGACAAUGGGUAUGGCCGAAGAGACUUUCAUGAGUGGCGGGAAGAGCGAGACGGUGCACAGGCCUUCCAUCCUGACGAUGGCUACGAUCGAAGAGACUUCGAAGAGCGGCGAACAGAUCAUGAUGGAGGAAGUUCAUAUCGCCCUGACCAUGCAUACGAUCAUGGACACUUCCAGGGGCGGCGACAAGCACACGAUGACGGAAACUCCUAUCGUCAUGAGGAUCGACGAGAUUUCCAAGAGCUGUCGUAUGAUCGGUAUGAGGGAAGUAGACAUCGUCCCAAGGACGGGUAUGUUCGUGAUGCAUCGUAUCCGUCUCGGUCUGAUCGUCAGUAUGACAGACGCUAGGUACGGCCGAUUGAUUCCUGGAGAUGAAUAG